UGGGUGGAGGUGGAGGGUGGUAACCGUACACUUGCUUCAGGUCGUGGCUGGACGGGAUUGUUCUAGAAGGCCUCACAGGCCUCCUAUUCUCGAGGGUUCUCAACGCAAUAUAUCUAACAAUCUGUCUUUCUGUCUACUUCUCAGUCACGUUGUAUUCCUGUCUCAUUGUCUGCUGGUUUAUUAGUCUGUCUGUCUCUCUGUUCGUGGCCUGCAAAGAAUAAGUCUACCUGGUUCUUGCUGCCACUAUUGCCUUCAACAGCCUCUCGGACAGCGUGAGUGGUUGGCGCUGGCCCCAGUUUACAGCCUGGCGACUGUAUAUGACGGCUUGUUAACGCACGACAGGGUCGUCAGGUGAUGAGCAGUCACUAGCUUGUCAAGCAUUUACGUCAACAGCGGCCUCCAGGGUACGAGAGGCUUCCUGGUUCCACGCUUGCUGAUCACUCCACGGCCUCCAAGGAUUCUGCGGAAGGUUAUCAACGGACACAUCUGAGCAAAGGAAUAAAAGGCGAAGGGAACCAAGCUGGGGACAGCCUGUCCACAAAGCGCCAAAAUAUUGUCCAGCCAGUGAGCAAGAACUAUCUUCGUUCUGGCAGCAUGGGAGGCGAUGUGGAGGCUGGGCAGAUCUCGUCCUCAGAGGACGAGAAGCCGAGACCAUGGAAACAGCGCCUGCUGGGUGCGUUGCGCAGCAACCUGCUGGUGCUGCUGCUGAUCGCCGCUCUGGUGCUGGGCAUCGUGUUGGGUGUGCUGCUCCGCAUGCGCGAAGAACCGUACAGCACCCGCGAGCUGAUGUACCUGCGCUUCCCGGGUGAGUUGCUGAUGAACAUGCUCAAGCUGCUCAUCUUGCCACUCAUCGUCGCCAGCCUCAUCUCCGGCCUCACCUCGCUUGACACGCGCGCCUCCGGGCGGAUGGGGGCGCGGGCCGUGGUGUACUACCUCACCACCACCCUCGCCGCUGUCAUCUUGGGCAUCAUCCUCGUCAUCAGCAUCAGCCCCGGGACCCGCGGCGACAAACCGGUCACAGAGGGCGAGUUUAAAGAAGUGGAGCCCGCGGACACCUUCCUAGACCUGCUUAGGCAAAUGUUCCCGGACAAUAUCGUGGAAGCCUGUUUCAGCAAAAAACUAACGACACUUGUUGCUGAGGACAACACACCCGACACAUCCAGCACAACGACACCGUCAGCAGACAACAUCACCUUCGUCACCACGACUGUCUCGAGCUUCGUCACCACAAACAGCUCUCUGAACGUCACCAACGCUACAUCACCAGAUGACAAGGCCCCCCUGGUGCCGACCUUGCAGGAUGUGAAGGGCAUCAACAUGCUGGGGCUCGUCGUCUUCUCCAUCGCCCUGGGGCUCGCCAUCAAUCACGUGGGGGAGACAGGCAAACCACUCAAGCAACUUUUCGACGCCCUGUCUGAAGCUACUCUAGCUCUCGUCCAUGUGGUCAUAUGGUACUCCCCCGUGGGCGUGCUGUUCCUGGUGAUGGAGGAGGUCGUCUCCAUGAGCGACCCGAAGCAGACGUUCGAGCAGCUGUCGUUCUACUUCCUGACUGUCAUGGUGGGACUGGCAAUCCACUGUUUCUUCACCCUCCCGCUCGUCUUUAUCCUCAUCGUCCGCCGCAACCCUUACCGCUUCAUGUACGGCAUGCUGCAGGCCAUCGUCACGGCGCUGGGCACCUCCUCCAGUUCCGCAACAUUGCCGGUGACGAUGCGCAACUUAGAGGAGAAUAACGGCGUGGACCCCCGCAUAACGGGCUUCGUGGCGCCAGUGGGAGCCACCAUCAACAUGGACGGCACAGCCCUGUACGAGGCCGUGGCUGUGGUCUUCAUUGGCCAGGUAGAAGGCUACGACCUGGACAUCGGCAAGAUCAUCACCAUCUGUCUGACUUCAACAGCCGCAGCCAUCGGGGCGGCCGGCGUGCCUCAGGCUGGUCUAGUCACCAUGGUGAUUGUUCUAACAUCAGUAGGAUUUCCGGCUGAUAAGGUGGGACUGAUUCUGGCCAUCGACUGGCUCCUGGACCGGUUCCGGACGGCGGUCAACGUGCUGGGGGACGCGUACGGCGCGGGCAUCGUGCAUCACCUGUCGCGUCACGACCUGCGGCGCAUGGACGAGGAGGACCGCACUGCCCAGGCUCAGCAGGACAAGCAGGCCAAAAGUCACGAGGGCAACGACCACCAGGCUACCGGGGUGUGCAAGGACACGUCGACCCAGAACUCAGACUCCAAGCCAGCCCAGGAUCUGAAGGACAAGCCAGCCCAGGAUCUGAAGGACAAGCCAGCCCAGGAUCUGAAGGACAAGCCAGCCCAGGAUCUGAAGGACAAGCCGGCACAGACUCAAGAGGACAAGGAAGACCAGGCUGUUGGGACCCUACAGGACAAAUCGGCCCAGAACCAAGACGACAAAGAAACAAAGCUCAAUGGAGUCCCGCAGGACAGUUUUAUUGUCACAAUAUUUUAAUGUCAUUGAUGAAAAGCUCUGACAGUGAAGGUGGAGAUUGUCAAAAAUUUCUGCCCCUCGAAACAUUUGUCUGAAAAUUUCCUUUUCUAAGGAAACCAGUGGAAGUUGCUGAAGCAGCACUGUUUCCCUUCCCCAAACCCAGUUGGUGUUCGAAGUUUUGCUGUGCGAUUGUUUCACAGACUUCCCGAGCAUGCGCGAGGCUGACUGUCCUCACAGCCGUGUAAAACACUUCGCGAACUAUGUGUGCGAUAGUCAGAGAAGGUUAUUCCAGAUCUUCUUCAUCAACUUCAUGUGCACUUUCUUCGCAGUUUCUUUCUGAAAGAAAUCUAAAGUUUGAGAAAAACAGUUCAUGUUUAGUGAACACAAAUGAAAACAAAAACAAGGUGGGGAUUCCUAGUACAGUGGAACUGCCAACCUGAGUUUUAGUUACAAUAUGUUGUGGUCUUUAUUGUGGCUCGCAUAUCAUUAAAACAGACGACGCUGAAAACAUUCCAAUCAAGUUUUUUGGUUUUUAAUUCAUUUUUUUUUCUAUUUCAAGACGAAUACCGAAUCAACCUUUGUGAAGAAAGAGAGCAUAAAGACGAAAUAGAUUGAAUAUUACCCUAGCAUGCGGCUAAUGUAGGAGGUGACCUGGUGUACUGGAGGUCUUCUAAGAUCAUCAGCGAGUCACCACUCUCCACGAGUGACCCGGAUGUCGUUAUGUCCGUGGGGUCGUGUGAGGGCACUGACAGAAGGAAGAGAAGAGAUUUAAAGCACAGAAAGAGAGGAGGGAGAACAAGGAUAGAACUGGGAACCGGGCAGGGGUGGGUGGGCACGUGUUAAAUAAAACUGAGAAGGGACUUUCAACCAACAUAACCCCAGGGUCAGCACUGUGGGAGAACCGUUAUUAAUAUUUGGGUGUGUGUUCAUCUGUACACAGGGGGUGUCCCCACCACACAAGGUGAAGGCUGCAAAAUGUGGGUCGUGAAAUUUAAGGUCUCCACCCACAGAGAGCUGUCAUUCAGAAAGCGGGUUCCGAGUAAUUCAACUCAGUAAGCAGAGUAUUUACUAACACAUCGCCAUGAAUGUACAGAUGACGAUGAUUGACAGGUCACAGACAGCUCCUCUUGAUGACAUCCGUCUCGGGUGGAUUUUUCCUGAGAUGGCGGCUACUUCCAGCACGGCGAUGCUGCUAGCCUGUCCUUGUUCUACA
This is a messenger RNA of Pomacea canaliculata, 3649 nucleotides long. RefSeq names its product excitatory amino acid transporter 1-like. Gene Ontology annotation, biological process: L-glutamate transmembrane transport. Gene Ontology annotation, cellular component: plasma membrane. The coding region runs from base 595 to 2457 and encodes 620 amino acids. Gene Ontology annotation, molecular function: neutral L-amino acid transmembrane transporter activity; glutamate:sodium symporter activity; L-glutamate transmembrane transporter activity. Lineage: Eukaryota; Metazoa; Mollusca; Gastropoda; Architaenioglossa; Ampullariidae. The record is from RefSeq and is a predicted model, not a curated record. The transcript has 9 exons.